CUGUGUAUUGCUCUUUGUCGGAUUUCUCCGUCUGAACAUAACGGGUUCAUUCGUUGGACUUACAAAUCUGAACAACUAUUUUCUCUAGUUAAAAUAAAUAUAUUUUCUGCGUUAGAUAAUUUUUGUGCACUGUUUAUUCUCUUUUACCUGAUUCGUGCGUCACCCAUUGUCAAAAAUGAUUCAACGCAAAGUUUUUUAUUAUUCGCGCAAAAUACAUUUCUGGCGAUUUAGCGUCCUCUGGUGACUUCCAACUGAAGAUUGAUAGCAAGAGUUGAAUUAGUAGAAUGUAGUUGAAUCAGUUGAAUUCGAAAAUGGCAAACCGCACGGUAAAAGAUGCUAAAUCUAUUCGCGGAACAAAUCCACAAUACUUGAUUGAGAAGAUUAUCAGAUCUCGGAUAUACGACUCUAAAUACUGGAAAGAAGAAUGUUUUGCUUUAACAGCCGAACUGUUAGUCGACAAGGCAAUGGAGUUGAGGUUUCUAGGAGGAGUUUAUGGCGGUAAUGUGAAGCCUACUCCUUUUCUUUGCCUCAUAUUGAAAAUGCUCCAAAUACAACCUGAGAAGGACAUCAUAGUUGAAUUUAUAAAGAACGAAGAGUUUAAAUAUGUUCGGGCUUUGGGUGCACUGUAUAUGAGAUUAACUGGUUCUUCCCUCGACUGUUAUAAAUAUCUCGAACCAUUAUUCAAUGACAAUAGAAAACUUAGAAUUCAAAAUAAACAGGGUGUAUUCGAGCUUGUACACAUGGACGAAUUCAUUGACAUUCUUCUCAGGGAUGAAAGGUGUUGUGACGUUAUUUUACCAAGAAUUCAAAAGAGGCACGUUUUAGAGGAAAAUAAUGAGUUAGAAGCGAAGAUAUCAGCAUUGGAAGAUGAUAUGGAUGAUGGUAUUGAAUCAUCAGAGGAAGAAGAGAUUCCACCGAUUAAGGAAUUACCACGUAAGAGACCGGAUGAUCACGAACGGGAAAGAGAUCGUCACAGAGAAAGAGAUAAGAGGCAUUCUCGAACAGAGAAGAAAUCCGAUAAGGAGAAGCAAAGAUCGAGAAGCAGAGAAAGGGACAGAGAUAGAGACAGGAGAGAGCGUAAACGCAGUAAAUCGCCAAAAUCUCAUUCAACAUCGCACAAAGAUAAGGACAGGGACAGAGAUCGUCAUAGAAGAGAUGAUAGAGAGAGGGAGAGAGAACGAGAAAGAGAAAGGGACCGUGAUCGUAGAAGAGAACGCGACAGAAUUAGACAUUAAGAUUAAGAUUAAAGUGUGACGAUAUGGAAAAUCUUUUGGUCAAAUUUUAUAUGAGAAAUGAAUUGAUAAUAUUUAACUUUUCUUAUGCUCUUAUCAAUGGCUGCGUUCAGCAGAACGUUUAUUUUGCAACUGCUGGAAGUUUUCUUCGCGCUGAUUGAGUUAUGCUUUUAGAUCAAGGAGAAUGGUCCUAUCUCAGCAAAGAAUCAUAAAACGGUUGUGUUGUACUGAAUACAGCCAAUGCUCGUAUAUUUUUAGCGUCAGUAUGUGACAAGAAUUCGGUAUUAAAACUACAACAUGUACCCGGAAUCGUAUCUGUUGUAACAUAUUCAAAUAUAUGUACAUUUUCACAUUAUUUGUGUUAUAUUACAAUUACUUUAUUAAAUAACAAAAUAGCGAUAUCGAUUAUAUACCAAUGAUUAAUAAUGGACGAAUAAUAACUAUAUUCCUGUCUUUUUUGGAACGUAUAUGUAAUGAAGAUGUUUUACUUUGGAAUCCUUGAUGCUUCUCACACAUUUUCGAAAUUUGAUCGA
Messenger RNA from Trachymyrmex cornetzi, 1765 nucleotides. It is a transcript of the gene Prp38, whose product is annotated as pre-mRNA processing factor 38. NCBI's taxonomy places the organism in Eukaryota, Metazoa, Arthropoda, Insecta, Hymenoptera, Formicidae. The transcript is spliced from 4 exons. Bases 312 to 1235 code for a protein of 307 amino acids. The record is from RefSeq and is a predicted model, not a curated record.